AUGCCCACCUACAAGGGCAUAACCCUCUCCGUGCGCGCCGCUGUCAACAACACUGAGCCACUCCCCGAACUCCCACCGCCACCGUCUUCCGCCAUCUCGUUCGAGGACAGCCACAACGCUACCAUCUCUGUCUACGUUCCGUCGUCGCCGAAAACGCAGUUCUGGCUCGCAUACUCUGUCAAACCUUCCAAAGCAAUCCAUUCCAUAGACACCCAAUUCUUUGUCUUCAAAUUGUUCCUCGACGGCAGACAUGUAGUGACCUGGGGUGUCGGCGAAGAAGACCAGUGGAAAGGCAAGACCGUAUUUGGGCUGUGGGAGAACUUCGAAUGCAAAGCCGGUGUGGAGAGAAGAGUCUUCGUAUUUGGCGGACCCGUGAAAAAAGAACAGCAAGAAGAGGAUAACAAUGGCGACAGAGACGAAAGCAGUGGGGUCCUUGAAAUCAGAAUACUUCGUGCAAAGGGACGGCAGAGGAUCGCGAAGUUACUGGAGGGAUUUGAAAACACGAAGAUUGGAAAAGAGGGCAGUGGUGGUGUGGAGCUGACCAGUGCCGGUGCAGCAAAGGGAGACCAUCCGAGGCGCUUUUACAGGUAUGCGCUCCUGGAUCCCACAGACAAACCCUUCGCGACGUUCAGAUACUAUCAUCGUACUUUGGACCAGCUCAAGGUGCUGGGCGCCAUCGCAGAC
Molecule: messenger RNA, 684 nt
Organism: Aplosporella prunicola CBS 121167
Lineage: Eukaryota; Fungi; Ascomycota; Dothideomycetes; Botryosphaeriales; Aplosporellaceae
Exons: 2
Source: RefSeq, a predicted model, not a curated record